GCCAUGGUUUAUGUUACUGUUAUUUGUAUAUCAGCUGCAGCCUGUCUGUAUGCAUUGGGUGGUGCAUUCUUCUUUGUCAGGCUAGAAUCUGUUCUCUGUUUCAUUUAACUAGAAGAGGAAAGAAGGAAACAGCAAGGAAAUAAGAACAGGCUCUUAAUGCUUGAGAUGUCCUGAUGCAUGAAAGCCUGGGUUUUUUGGCUUCCAGGAGAAAUAGUAGAAAAUGCAAAACAACGAAAUAAUAAAGCCUGCUAAGUACUUCUCAGAAGUGGAAAAGAGUGUGCUGCUUGCAUUAGUUGAAAAAUACAAAUAUGUACUUGAGUGUAAAAAAAGCGAUGCAAGAACUAUUGCGUUGAAACAACGUACUUGGCAAGCGCUUGCCCAUGAAUAUAAUUCUCAACCUAGUGUAUCACUACGAGAUUUCAAGCAGUUAAAGAAAUGCUGGGAAAAUAUCAAGGCACGGACAAAAAAGAUAAUGGCACAUGAAAGACGGGAGAAAGUAAAAAGAAGUAUUAGUCCACUUAUAAAUACUCACAUCAUAGGGAAAGAGAAGAUUGCCAGCAUGAUGCCUGAGCAAAUGUACUUUUUACAGAGUCCACCAGAAGAAGAUUCUGAAUAUCAACCUGAUGCUUCUAAUCAAGAGUCAUUUUCUGUCUCAAACAGAGAACUGUGUGAUGAAGAGAAAGAGAUAGUACAUUUCCCAAUAUGUGAAGGCACCUCCCAACCUGAGCCCUCAUGUUCAGCUGUCAGAAUAACAGCGAAUAAAAACUAUCGAAGUAAAGCCACUCAAGAGGGAGCUUUGAAAAAGAUGCAUGAGGAAGAGCAUCACCAGCAAAUGUCAAUUUUACAACUGCAGCUGAUACAAAUGAAUGAAGUGCAUGUGGCAAAAAUACAACAGAUAGAAAGGGAGUGUGAGAUGGCUGAAGAGGAACACAGGAUAAAAAUGGAAGUGCUAAAUAAAAAGAAAAUGUAUUGGGAGAGAAAACUACAAACCAUCACAAAAGAAUGGCCUGUAUCAUCCUUUAACAGACCCUUUCCUAAUUCACCCUAGAAUUUAUGGUGGGGUGAGAAAAUCUGGUUGAGCACAUUGUUACUAAGGUGUAUUGGCAAGAGGGUCUAUUAAAAUUAAUGUAGUGUGAGAGAAUGGAUGUUCAGUCAAUAGUGAACAUGUUUGGACUCCUUAAUACCAUCUAGGAAUACAGAUUGGAUGAGUCUAAUAGGGGAAAGUUCUAUAGUUCAUUUGUGGGUGAGCGCUGAAAGUAAAUUGUCUGUUCUUUGAGUUUCAGAUAUGCACAGUAGUACUUGUGAAUUGUGAGCAUAACAUUUGUUCCUCUCUCAAAUUCCAACCACUGUUUUUAAAUCUAGGAAGUUCCUAUAGAGUAGACACACCUGAAAUUUGAGUAUGUUUUAAACUUCAGCUUUACAACUUUACACUUUAAACUAUAAUGCUUGUUUUCUAGCCCUUUCUUCCAUUUCCUGGUUGAAGGAGUUGGAGUCAUUCUUUGUUCUCACACUGAACACCGCAGAUAUUUGACGGGCAGUAACCCAAUUGCUAUACAGGGACAUAGAGGAAAUCCCCUCCCCCUUUCUUUUUUUAUUAUUAUUUUAUUUAUUAUUCCUUCUCUGCAGCAGGUAAGUGAAAAUGACGGAGCCGGUGAGGAGACAAGAGGACCAUUCUAGUAGGUAAUUUGCAGGGAAAGGAAAUCAAAACCUCCAACCAGCUGGCUGAUUGAGAUGAUGAUUGGGCACUGGCCUGCUAGUUGCUAGGGCCAUAACUGUUGGAAAGAGGGAAAGAAGAGGAUAUUUUCCCAGAAGCAGCUACUUUUGGCUGUCUUCUCUCAGUCCUAUCCUAUCACCCAGAUAUAUAUGCAGGAACUAGAAAUAUGUGAGGGAAGCAUGCUACUGAAGUUGCUAGAGAAAGAAGCCAGCCCCUAACUGCACUGUACACCUGACUUCAUUCUGUGAAUUAUAGCUUUGCUGCUGCUUCAUGUAGUUCUUAAGAAGCAGCUGGCUGGCUAUCUUGCCAACAAGCAAUUCUUCCCAGCAGCCAGCUAAUGGAUUUAGAUCUUGCCCCUUAUUAGAAGUGAGGUCUGUUGUGGAUCCUGCUCUUUUCUCACCAACUCAACAUACUUAUAGAGGUAAAGGCAGAUUUUCACUUGGUGCAGUGCCCUAUACCUGUGAAUUCUGUCUGCUUGGCUGUGUCCCACACGUCGGCCCAGAGCCACCCUGCCUCUGAUAUCAACCAGGGAUUCCUGUUAUCUUUAUUUACUUAUAUGUAUCAGAAUAGCACCGAGAGGCCUCAACAGAAACUGGUGCCCUCCUGUGCUAGGUGCUACAAAGACACAUAAUAAAAGAUUGCCCCUCCCGAAGAUCUUAGUCUAAAGAAGACAAGGGCUGGGAAAUGGGCAAUAUGAAACCAAGGGUAAAGUAUUAAAGUUCACAUUUAGAGGUUUACUCUAAAGGAUCUUCCUGUAUCUGAAAAGGUGUUUUGGAGGGAGAGGCAUUUUAAAUAAGUGACAAAGAAUGAGCAGAAACCCCUUAUUUUGUAUUCAGUUAUAAAAUUGAGAGUUCCGUUAUUUUAAAUGUAUUUUUUCCCCACAGAUAAUGGUUAAUAAGGAGAAAACCAUACAUUAGCAAUAUUUUUCAAAUGAAAAAAAAAUUUUAAAGGUGUCAUCCUCCCUCUGUUGUGUUCCACCUCCCACCUCUUCUCUGGAUUUCCUUCCUCCUCCGAGGUUUCAUAUUUAUUUUUCUCUUGGUCAUUUUUCCCUGCCGCUGAUGCAUAUGUGUAGGCUUUGUUCCUGUCAGUCAUAAUAUGCUGCCUGCACCACAGUGGUGAAAGUGAAGAGAAUGAUGCUGUUUCAGUGCUGCUUCUCCUGAAUGAUUGACAAAAUCAGUUCUGGCAGAGAUGGAGCAGGCACUAACAUGAGGCUGGUAUGAAACUAAAGGGCAAUUCUGUUGGGUAGCAAAAUCCCAUUCUCAGUGUGGAUGGACUCCCUCUUCUGGCAAAUUGACUGUAGGAAGGAGAAGACAGUGGAGCCGGAGAGUACUAAUUCUGUUGGCCCGAAAGGAACACAACGUUGGAGUGUGGGACAAUAAUCUAUGACUCAGGGUAGGGGAAAUUAAAGAGGAGAAUUGGGGUUGGGGAGGGCAAUUCUUUGGUCUGAGUCUUGAUCUGUGGUUUAGGGGGUGAGAAUGCUUUGAGUGGAGAUGGUGAUGGCCCAUGCACCUAUGAAAAAGGUGGGAUGGAGGAGACUAUAUAUUAGUGUCACACUGACACUGACAAGGCCCUUCCCGUACUGCUACUGGCUGAAAACCACUCAGAACUACGCAGUGUAAAAAAAUAGGUAAGGUAUCAGAAGGUGAGGAAAAGAGACAUCUUGAAAGUUGGGGAGGGAGCAAGACUGAUGAGAGAAUGUAGAUUUGAAUGGGAUGGGCCUAGAAGACAAUACAGCAUGCUCCACGGAGAUUGUGAUAUCGCCUCAUUUUUUACUCUUUAUGGUGAUAGCACUGCUUAUGAAAUACAUUGUUUUUAUGUUUAUAUUCCAAAGAAAUUCAUUUAAAUUAUGCAUAUUUUCAGAUUACCAAGUGGGUGAUGUCUCAGAUUGGCAAUACACUCUUAGAGCCUUAUUCACACAGCGGAGUGCUUGAAACCAAAAUGUACAGCAUUUGGAAUGGGCAAGAGGGCCUUUGAAUUCAGUCACUGUUGUAAAAAAGUAUAGCAGAAGGAUUGGAAAGAACCAAGAUAAAAGAGUUUAAGGAAAGGGUAGCUAGUGUGAGUAUUAUGCCUAGGGACAUGGUAUUGAGAACCACAAGAUGUCUGGAGACAUUGGAACAAUAUUUAUAUAAGGAAGUCUUACUGAUCCAGCUAGACUUACAGAAUGAUUAUUCCCUGUAUUGUCCUAAUAUAUAUCCCCUUGAAUAACACUUAAAAUUGUUCCUCUCUCUUCUUUCUGGCUUAUAUUCUCCAUUAGCUGUUUGGCCAAGAUUCUUAGUUUUUUUCUAAAUCUUUUCUCAUAAGAAAAUCCCAGCAGCCCUAAACUAUUCAUUUGUCUUCUUUGAAUUUCCUCCAAGUUGUUUACAUCUUUUUAGUAUUAAGGUACCCAGAACUGAAUAUGAUGGGCCAAAAUUAUCUCUGGUUUAACUCCAUGGAUGAUAAAUUAUACCAGCGAGGCAUUUGGCCCAGAGUUCCAGUUGUGGUCUAUUUGUUCAUACAGAGAGAAAGUGUCAUCUCCCUGGCCAUGCCAUGAUGCAUCUGCUUAUAUUGUCCAAUAUCACAUUGACUUUUUUUACCGCUAUAUCAAAUUGGAGCUCAUCUAAUUUGCUAUCCACUGUCAUAAGUAAGUCUUUUUCUGCAUUACUUGUUUCAAAAUUUCUGUCUCUCAAGAUCUGUUUCAUUUAUUAUUCCCCAGCAAUACAAGCUGGCAUAUUUCCAGGUAGAAUCUCAUUUUGCUGUUUUCUGCCUUUGGCUUUGAUCAUACUCAACCCAAGAUCUGUGCACAGAGUGGACCCUCCUUGCAUAGCUCCACUUAUUGCAUGGCACAGUUACAUACACGUUCUGCUAGACCCUAUGAGGGGCCCUUCGGGGACUUGGUGAAGGCAGUGGGGAAGACUGGGUAAGCUAGGAGAAAGAAGCAGGUAGAGGGAAAUGUUGUUUCCUAUCCAGCUCUACAGAGCUCAGACAGGAAAGACUAUGGCCCCAGGCUGUAAUCUUUUCAGCUGAGUCCUCCCUCAGGACCAGAGCUGGUUCAGCAGCAGUGUCUACAUAGGUGGCCCUGGCCUUUCAUUGAUCCUUGGGGAUGUUUGGGGUGGUCUCAGUGGCCUUUUCCAACACUCUCUGCCCAUAGGAUGAUCAUAGAAUAUCAGGAUUGGAAGGGACCUCAGGAGGUCAUCUAGCUCAACCCCCUGCUCAAAGCAGGACCAAUCCCCAACUAAAUCAUCCCAGUCAGGGCUUUGUCAAGCCUGACCUUAAAAACCUCUAAGGAAAGAGAUUCCACCACCUCCCUAGAUAACCCAUUCCAGUGCUUCACCACCCUUCUAGUGAAAAAGUUUUUCCUAAUAUCCACCCUAAACCUCCUCCACUGCAACUUGAGACCAUUACUCCUUGUUCUGUCAUCUAGUAGCACUGAGAGCAGUCUAGAUCCAUCCUCUUUGGAACCCCCUUUCAGGUAGUUGAAAGCAGCUAUCAAAUACCACCUCAUUCUUCUCUUCUGCAGACUAAACAAUCCCAGUUCCCUCAGCCUCUCAUAAGUCAUGUGUUCCAGCCCCCUAAUCAUUUUUGUUGCCCUCCGCUGGACUCUUUCCAAUUCUUCCACAUCCUUCUUGUAGUGUGGGAGGAAUCUCCAUGAAAGGAUUCACAUGGAAAGUUCCUUGUCUAGAGCCCUACCCAUAGGCCUUAUCAUGCACAGAGAAUAAUCUCUUUUUUCCCCCCAAAUAUCUCUAGGACCUGUUGUAUUGUUUCUCUCACCUUCCUGGUGCUUACAGUCAAUUUUUCCUCACCUGCUGUACUGGCACAACCUUUGAUUGAUGACUACUUCAACUUUCUGUUUAAAGAAUGCUGAUUUCAGCCAUAUUAGAUACACUUUUAGAGUUAACCUUUCUUCUUGUUUAAAUGGGCCGAUUGUAUGUCUAGUAUUUCUUUUUCCCAGGUAUUCUUUAGAGUUCUUACUUGCUGAACCAGUUUGGCCAGACUUAACUAAUUCAUCUUUAUUUUUUCCUUCAACCCCCAACUGUCUCUCCUGGGCCACAUCCUCGGCCCAAACUUCAGCAACUGUGUGCUGCCCUAAAGAGGGAGCCAGGCAUUUCCCUGCUGUAAGGGAAUCCCCUGGGUGACAUAAAGCUGGCAUAGCCAGCUCUGUCAGCACCUGCUCUUCCUUCCCACUGUGUACGGGGUGUGUUGGAGCAAGGCUAAAGUACACAGUACUCUGACCAAUCACUGGUCAGUGGAGUGGUCCCUAUAGGAGACUGCUGCAGCUGACAUAAUUUAGAUCAGCACUUAGGCUGUUCUAAAUUAUGGUAGGGUCAAAGCAGUCCCUGGCAGCCCUAGGACUAGGGGAACUGAAAGGAAGAUUCAGAGCCAAAUUUCAUUUCCAUUCCUCCUUACUUGUUUUUGUUUUUUAGUCUCAAAUUUGAAUGGUUCCUCAUAAAGACAUAUUUUUUUCAAUAAUUCUUCUGAUGCAUGUUUUAUUUUUGUGCCAAACUCGUAAAGUCCAUCAGUUCAGUCUUAUGGUUUCAUACAUGUGAGUAGUUUAUUCAAAGAUGUUUUGUAUGUGUCAGGCACAGAUAGCAGUUUCACCUUGUGUUUUUCAUGCUCUAUGUCCUUACUCAAUGGAGUUCCUGCUGUCUGUCUCAUUGUCAAUCUAUUUCACUGUACAUGCCUUUCUGUAAAUACUUCAGACACCAUCCACCUUUUCUUCUUUUUCUGUCUCCUGUCAGACAUUGAAAGGUAAUCACAAUAUCUUUGUAAUGUGAGUAUUAAUGAAUUACUAAAAUUAAUAUAUUUAGAUUAGUAAAACAAACAUAAUAAAUAUGACAGAAUAAUAUGACAGAAAUGUUAACACGAUUUAAGAAUGUUUAUACAAGGCAGAUGGUCAAUAAUUUUGAAGAAUGAAAAGAACUUGUUGCCAACUGUAAAAAUAAAAGAACUACCAAUUUUGUGCCAGUAGAAACAUACACAGUGCUCUUUGCUCUUCCAAACUCAUAGAAUUAUUGUGGUGCUUUUGAAUUCUGGGGGAUUUUGUUUUUUUAUAUAUUUUUUAAACAUGGAAUUGCAUAGAACAAGUCAGUUCACUUAGAUGUAAAGUAAGUACACAGGGGAAUGUAGAUAGACUUUAAGGCAUAAUAAAAGAGCACAUUAACACAUUGGAUAUGCCUACAAAAUUUCAGAUACUUAGACACAUUUGUUGAUGUCUCCCUCCCUACAACAUUCUCACAGUCUCCUGCUUCCUCCCGUCAGUACUUUGAGUCUUCUCCCUCUGGUUGUACUGUGUUUGAUAUUCUCCAUGGAUUACCAAAGUUCUUUCCUCUAGUGCCAGCAGUUUAUCUUUCAAGGGAGUUUGUGAAUGGGCCAGAUCCACUGCACAAUAUGUCCUCUCAGUAUGGUCUUUCCUAAAAAACAUUCCCAAAGUUUGCCUUUGUUUCUAUUUUGUCAGACACUAACUAUACCAAACAAAGCCUUGGGUCAGGAAUGCAAAGAGUUCACCACAGACAAUUUUUCUAGCUUCUCAAACUGACUUAAUUUUGUGUUUUCUCCUUGCAGGACUUCCUGUAUCUCCCUCUAGCUCUCCUAUUUCAGAGAGCCACUGAGUGUUGAUUUCUGAGUUGAUUAUAAAGAUACCCGCCUAAUCUGGCUAUCAGUAUGAGUCAGCUGAAUUGCUCUGCACUUACACACAUGGUCCUAAGACAUUCUCAGAUGUCGAACACUCCCCUUUCUCCACCCUCCUCUAAACAGCUUCUGUUUGAGAAGAUGGACUACAUAUUCCUCACACCCAGCCUCUGGUCAACUUUUUUUUGGGGAUCUAGGGACCUACGCUUUGUGGCAGUAACAAUAAUAGGCUGCAAAAAGUGCUAGACUUUUCUACUUGUCCCCAAAUUAUACUGAAUGGAAAUUGUAUAUGUUUGAUGGCUGUGUGCCCCAGAAUGCAUGCUGUGUGCAAAAGAUAUUUGAGAGUUAUUUCUCUGAUAGUUGGAGUCAAGCAGGCAGGCUGCCAAAUGUGCUGGGCACAACAAUCAAGGAAAAAGAAUGAGGAGGAGGGCCAUUGGACAGUUAUGAGAGAUAAUCAGCUGUGUUGAUGGGAGAAUGCAGAUGGGGUCACAGUGGAUGAUCAAACUGAUAAGAACUAAACAGUAUCUUUGUCCAGUCUUCUGAUUGAUCUUGAAGAAACUUCCCAAUAUUUAGAAUAGCUAGAAAUCUUCUUUUCCCCUUCCUUCCCCUGCUAAGAGCAGGCUAGAUGGAAACUAGAGAAUUCUUUCCCUUAAAAAAUAGUAAGCUAGAUUUUAGAUAGUGCUUAUUAUUUAAUUAUUAUUUAAUUUCUUUGUUUGUUUUUAUA
Molecule: messenger RNA, 8042 nt
Organism: Gopherus flavomarginatus (Mexican gopher tortoise)
Lineage: Eukaryota; Metazoa; Chordata; Testudines; Testudinidae
Gene: MSANTD3
Product: Myb/SANT DNA binding domain containing 3
Exons: 3
Coding region: 221-1048 (275 amino acids)
Source: RefSeq, a predicted model, not a curated record